CCGAAACAAUCGAACAUGAUCACGCGCCGCCGCCGGUUCCAACGGAAAAUCGAGCGCGAGGCGUUCAGUUGUUGAUUAGCACGCCUGAAACGGCGAAUGUGUACGGAAGCAGCGUGUUGCUGGUGCUGCGUGUGAGGACAUGUCUGUGAGCUUUUGUAGAUUUUUUGUAGUUUUAACCCAAGCCAUGCUUUUCUAAACACAACCGGGCAGCAUUGGUGUCGAUAGCCGUGACAGCUCUGUAGGCUGGAGCUCGUUUACACAUUUCUCCGAGGGGGCUACUCGACAGGGAAGAUGGAGAAGGGCUCCACGGGCGCUGCAGAACACAUCCAGCCGGUUUCGCCUUGUAAGGAUAAAAGCGACGAAGACACUUGCGACCCAGAUGCCCACAACUCCAGAGAAGGAAGCGGCGGAGCUACAGCGGGUCGAGCCAGAUGGACUCUGCUGAGACAGGUGUUGUGUCAGAAGAAGACCGACAGCCCUGAGCUUAAGCAGGUGUCUGUCCGCAGGUUUGCAACCUAUGACCUUUUUCGAAGGAAAAAACUCUCAGCACAAGAACACCGUGGUACCUCAGAUGACCAGUGGGUGGAGUACAGAAGUGUCUUCUAUCCAGAGUACAGUGCCUUCCUCAGGGAUAACCUGGGACCUCUCAAAGUUAACGAAGUGCUCAAUAGUUUCGACAACACUGGCAAUGUCUCUGCAGAUGCAGACAACCCGAUCAUCAACAUGGUUGGAUUGGGAGCAACAGCUUGCCCUUACUUGAAUUUGUGCUCAUACAUUAAUGUCUGAAGGAGUCCGAGAUGUCCAAAGUGUUUACAGUGAAGCUUUUGAGUCAGAAGUCUGAGUCUGUUUCAUUUCAGGGUUUUGGUGCUUAAAAUGCUACUGUGCCAUGCAGAAGCCUGCAUACGCCUUUAACCUUUUCACAUGUUGUCGAGUUACUACCAAAAAACCUCAGUGUAAUUUUUACAAUUUAGCUUGUUAUACCAACACAAACUAAUGCAUAUUUAUGGAGCAUUUGGAAAUAAGUCAUGUUUUUUUACAAAUUUUGCUAAAUAAAAAUGGGACCAGUAGACCAUGCACAUGUAUUCAACCCCCUGGGUCAGUACAUUGUAAAAUGUUUCAUUGCAAUUACAGCAACAGGUCCUCUGUUGUAUCUCUACAGUUUUUGGCCAUUCUUCUUUGCCAAACAGUUCACUCUCAGUUCUACUGGAUGUAGAGUGUCCAAGAAGAGCAAUUUUUUUCCCAUGGACUCUCCAUUGGACGAAGGUCUGGGUUGUUCUAUCACAUGAAUCUGCUUUGAUGUAAAUCAUUCAAUUGUAGCUCUGGCUGCAUGCUUAGAGUCUUUGUUCUGGCAAAAGGUGAACUCCCUUCCUCGUCUCAAGUAUUGUGCAGCGAUUUUUAAUUCCCAUCCAUGCUUUUUUUUUAUGUAUGCUUGAACUUGGCUCCAUCCAUCUUCCCAUCACCUCUAACCAGCUUACGUGUCCCUGCUGAAGAAAAGCAUCCCCACAGCCUGAUGCUGUCACUAUCAUGCUUCCCACUGGGGAUGAGUAGCUCUGAGGGAUGUAUAGUGUAAAAUGGCAAAAUGUGAUGGAAAGCGGAGGGACAUGGACACCUUUGCAAGGCUCUGGAUGUAAAUUGGAAUGAAAACAGGUGUUAUUAUGAGCAUGAAAGUGCAUCAUUGUUUCUCUCCUCUCGCACCUCUUUAAUUGUCUUUGAUGCCUGUUAUCUAAUUAAAAAAAAUAUUUCUGUUGGAUUUUGUAGACGUAAAAUGCUGGAGUGUUUCUUCUCUCACUUGCAGUACCACUUUUGGCCUUAGGAUGGGAGCAGUGGCUGCAGUUUUGCAGCCUCAAGCACACUUGAAUCGUCUCUCUGAACAACUGUAACCUUUCCUUCCUGGGAAAUGGACAAUAUAUGUGCAAGCUGCAGGAAUGUCACACCUAAUCUUCUGUAAGGAGUUCUGAGUGUUUUAUUUUAACUUGUCCGCUGCCGAUGAGGGCUUUGCAGAAUUGCACGUGUUUGUGUCUUUGUCGAGUUCCUCUUUAAUUUAUUGUACGUUAUUGGAACCAGUUCUGCAGAAAGGGCUACCAGUUGACUGCACAUUGUCACUCACUACAUAUUGGAUUUGAUGCAUGCUCUUAUGUGUGCUUUUAAUUGAUUGACCCGUUGUUAUGAAUCUGCUUUUGGUCGCCAUUAGUCAAUACAGGCAGGCCCUUAGUAUUCCUGGAAGAGACGAAGAAAGGAAAAGAAGGGAAGAAAGGGGGGAAAAAGGGUAAGAUAUUGAUCAAGUGCUGUAUGCAUCAAAUUCCAACUUUACCUGACCUUCCAAACUGCUGGCAUCAUCAUCGUAGCACGCCACUAAUGUCCCCUUCUUCCCCUGCAUUCCCCCUGCCUUCCUCUCUCCACCGUCCUUUUGUCUCAGCUCCGUUUGGAGUGUGUGUGUGUGUAAGUGAGAGAGAUAGUGUGUGUGCAUGUGUAUGCUUGAGCUGCAGAUAAAGCCUAAAUUGAGCUGUUUUGAUUGUUCGCUGAGAGUGCCCGCAGCACAAGGCCCCUCGGCUGAGAAGCGCACACACACUCGCUCACGUUCAGUCCCUCUCCGCUUGUCUUUUUAUUAAGCGGUGCUGGCCACAGCAAGAAAAAUUCUUGUAAUUAGAAGUCAGAAUAACUUUCUGUCUCAGGAAUUAGACAGGCUGUUUGUUAACACCCAUCUCAGGCUCUUUAUAUCUUAUUUUUUUUGCAACCACUAAUCAGGGUGUACGCAUCUUGUUUUUUUUUUUUAGCUUAAGGCUUAACUAUGGGGAGGGUGUUUACUGGAAGGUUACUUGGAGAAAAACACAUUUUAGACGCUUGAACUGUUACUUCAGCAUAAGCUUGAACCAAGGCCAUCCUUAACUGUGGGCAUUAAAUGUUCAGUACUUCUGAAUCUUUCUAAUUCCAAAUAUGAUUUGAUUAGAAAAAAUUGAAAUAGCAACCGAAUGUUAUGUCAUAAUUGCAAAUAAAUAGUUGCUUCACAUUCAAACUACAUUCCUAAACAUUAUUCUGAUGCCAGUCGUGCCACAGAUCCCUUGUCUGAGUCUGAAAACCCCCCUCGUCUAUUUCUAAAUGACAGGUGGAAACUCUGAGAAAUAUCCCCAAAUACAUAUUCCCUGUUCAGUUUUCAUAUUCUUUUUUUAUUGCUGUUUUGGAAUAAGAACAGCUAAUGUGAUAUUUUCUUUAUUUGUUUGGGUGAAAGUGAUCAUAAAAUGAAAAUGAUUGCUACACUCGAGAUGACAGAUCACAUGUGUUAGGACAAGGGGAUAUUAAACCAGACAAGCUUUAAGUGACAAACGGAUAAUUAAAGAGGGUAAUUAAUGUAAAAUGCAUAUGAGUAAUAACAUUGUUAACUGAGAUCUUUAAAGACACAUUGGUACGAAUGUAACAGUAGAUUUAGCUCAUGACAGGAGAAUAUACAUGAUGUGGGUUCAUGAGAAUAAUACGACAGGAAAUGUAGAAUAUUGUAAGGUUUUCUAUCAUGUAAAAAAGCAUUAAAAUAAUAA
Molecule: messenger RNA, 3530 nt
Organism: Fundulus heteroclitus (mummichog)
Lineage: Eukaryota; Metazoa; Chordata; Actinopteri; Cyprinodontiformes; Fundulidae
Product: calmodulin-lysine N-methyltransferase-like
Exons: 4
Coding region: 292-786 (164 amino acids)
Source: RefSeq, a predicted model, not a curated record